This is a messenger RNA of Mucor mucedo, 999 nucleotides long. RefSeq lists its product as uncharacterized. Gene Ontology annotation, biological process: ribosomal large subunit biogenesis. The record is from RefSeq and is a predicted model, not a curated record. The transcript is spliced from 3 exons. Gene Ontology annotation, molecular function: protein binding. NCBI's taxonomy places the organism in Eukaryota, Fungi, Mucoromycota, Mucoromycetes, Mucorales, Mucoraceae. The coding region runs from base 1 to 999 and encodes 332 amino acids. Gene Ontology annotation, cellular component: nucleolus; preribosome, large subunit precursor.
AUGUGUCCCGAGACAGGUGAAGUCAAGAGAGAGUUCCAAAACGAAUAUGUCGGUUCAGAAGAAAAGCAGGGUCAUUUCAUUGGCAUCUUUAUCCACGAAAAACAUCUCUGUGUAUGUACCUCCACUGGCGAUCUCUCUUACACACCAUUAAAGUCUAGAAAGCCCGAGACAAAGACCAUCACCAACCUUGGUCCCGAUCUUGAAAUCAUGCGUGGUCAUCCUACACAAACACAUAUCUUUGCUAUUGGCGGUAAAGAACGCGAUUUAUGUAUCUAUGAUAUCACUGCUAUCGCCAAGAGCAAAAAAGAACAAGAAGAUAUUAACGCUGCUGGUCCCAAUAAGAACACCUCACUUCACAAGAAAAAGUCCAACAAGAACGUCGGCUUGAUCUUUCAAGCAAAGAACGUUCAAAAUGAUUUCCUGGAUCUUCAACAACCCGUUUGGAUUCAUGAUUUACAAUUUAUGAACAAGGAAGCUACUUGUGUUGCCGUUGCCACACACCAUCACCAGUUCCGUUUAUACAACACUAAAGAGGCACGUAGACCCACCGUCAAUGUAGAGGUUGGAAAGCAUCCCAUCAAAGUAUUAUCCAUCGGUUCAGACUUCAACCAUGUUUUAUUUGCUGAUACCAUGAGCACCGUCGGUAUGCUUGAUAUUCGCACCGGUAAGAGAUCUGCUCAAUUCAAGGGUUUCAGUGGUGCUGCCACUGAUUUACUCGCUGUACCUCAACCUACAUUUGACGAAAAAGUAAAGGAACCCAUUCUUGUGGCAAGUACAUCGCUGGAUAGAUUCUUGAGAGUGCAUGAAACUUCCACAGUCUAUCGUAAUAUCCUGGAUAAAGCCUAUUUAAAGCAACGUUUAACUUGUGUGGUUGUGGAUGAAGCCUUUGAAUAUCCCGUACCCAAGGUGAAGACUGCUGAAGAGGAAGAGGCAGAGGAGGAGGAAGCCUUAUGGAAGGCAAUGGAACUUACAAAGGACCGCAAGAGAAAGCAUACCUAA